Molecule: messenger RNA, 366 nt
Organism: Fusarium coffeatum
Lineage: Eukaryota; Fungi; Ascomycota; Sordariomycetes; Hypocreales; Nectriaceae
Exons: 2
Coding region: 1-366 (121 amino acids)
Source: RefSeq, a predicted model, not a curated record
AUGCGUUAUAUCGUCGCCUUUCUUUCUCUUUUGACUCUGGUCAAUGCCCAGUUUGGUGGCUUUUUUGAUCAGAUGUUUGGGCAACAAGGCGGCCACGGCCACGAACACCACCAAGCUCAACAGCAGAAUAACCCAAGUGAUGCGAACCAUUACAAGCACAAUUACGAGAACUCUCGCUGCGAUAAAUACCUCUGCCCCGAUACACUCGCAUGCGUCCACUUCCCUCACCACUGUCCUUGCGCUUGGGAGGCUCAACAAGAAAAGUUCGAAUUAGCCGAAGGACAACGCAUUUGCGCAUCUCGUGGUGGAUUCCGUGAUGGUGAAACUGCACGAAAGAUUGAGUUGGCACGAAAGGGUCUACUGUGA